Penicillium diatomitis is the source of this 1005-nucleotide messenger RNA. Its product is annotated as glycoside hydrolase family 43 protein. Gene Ontology annotation, biological process: carbohydrate metabolic process. Bases 1 to 1005 code for a protein of 334 amino acids. Lineage: Eukaryota; Fungi; Ascomycota; Eurotiomycetes; Eurotiales; Aspergillaceae. The transcript has 2 exons. The record is from RefSeq and is a predicted model, not a curated record. Gene Ontology annotation, molecular function: hydrolase activity, hydrolyzing O-glycosyl compounds.
AUGUUCUGUAAACCUUUCUGGACCUCGAUUCUUCUCUUUGCUUGCAACUGGGUACACACCCAGGCAGAGCCGAUCCGAGUCUUGGACGUCGACUUCCCCGAUCCCUGUUUGAUACAAGCCGAUGACCAAUACUGCGCCUUUGCUACAAAUGGAAAUGGUGUCAAUAUCCAAGUUGCCUCCUCUGCCGAUUUUAUCUCGUGGCAGUUGCUUGCGGGACAUGACGCUCUCCCUGGACCGUUUCCUUCAUGGGUGGGCUCGUCCCCAGCAGUCUGGGCCCCCGAUGUGAUUCAACGAGGGGAUGGAAAAUUUGUGAUGUACUUUGCUGCCACGGCCGCAGCAGACACAAGCAAACACUGUGUCGGCGUGGCGAUAUCAGCCAGUGUGACUGGGCCUUACAUCCCCGAAAGCCAGCCAUUAGCAUGUCCGCUCCAACAAGGCGGUGCCAUUGACCCAGACGGCUUCUACGACCAGGGUACUUUUCACGUCGUCUACAAAAGUGACGGGAACAGCCUAGAUGGAGACGGUACACUUCAUCCUACGCCGCUUAUGCUUCAAGCACUGGAAUCCGAUGCGAUAACUCCCAUAGGCUCACCAAUCCAGCUUUUGGAUCGCAGCAAUACAGACGGGCCCUUGAUUGAAGCACCUAGCUUGGCAAAGCAUAGUGGUAUAUACUACCUGACUUUCUCGUCGAACAUGUACGAUACCACGUUAUAUGAUGUCAGUUAUGCUGUGGCAUCCAAUCUCGCAGGCCCGUAUACCAAGGUCCAGGCCCCAAAUGCCCCCUUGCUGGUCUCUGGCAAUGGCAGUGAUGUUGGACCCUUGUCUGGACCCGGGGGGUCUGAUUUCUCAGUCGAUGGUACGAAGAUCGUCUUCCAUGCUUUUGAGAACGGACAGAACAUCGACAAUGGACGGGCAAUGUAUGUCUCUCGGGCCCAGCUUUCCCAGGGAGUCAUUCAUCUUGCGCGAGAGACGUAUACGGGAAGACACUCGUAUUCUAAGCUCUGA